AACGCUGCGUUUUAAAAGCGUUCCGAAUCGUUGUAUGCCUCCUAAAUGAGCAUUCACCACCAUCUUCGGUUUGGGUUUUGAAACAUUGAAUUGAAGCGUGGCUUCUGAGGAGGAUCUAUCUAUCUAUCUAAUCUAGACACCACCACCAAGAAAUUUCUGCUCUAGAUCUCCCUUUUCUGUCUCCGGCGUUCGUUUCCGUUUCAUGUAUUUGCUUGCCCCCAAUCGUCUCCCUCAGUCUGUGCUCUCUGGUGUCUAGGAUUUCGAGCUCACUCUCCUAGAAAACCCUAAAAAAUUGAGGCUGUUACUUCCCCGUGGAGACUUGAUUGAUUAUUACUUAAAGGUGAAAGUUUUGUUAGUGCUGGGAGUCUUUAUAGGUGGGAUUGAGGAGAUUAAAUAUGGAUGGGAAGGGGAAGAAAUGUGGUUCCAAGAGUGGAUCUAAGGUUUUUGAGUUCGAAGAUGAUGGUGAUGAUGAUGAGCCUAUCAGAUCUCUCUUAAAGGUUAUGAAGCACAAAACCGCCGCUAAGAGUAGAGUUGAGACAGAGAGUAAACAGAGGAAGAAAGAGACUGUUGAGAAGAAACUGAGUCAUGUACGCAAGGAUUCUGAGGAUAUGGAUGAUACCUUGGCCUGUUUUAGGAAGAGGUUGAAGGGUCGCAAGAAAAGGGUUAGGAAUGACAAGGCUGUGACAGAUUCUAGUUUGGUCCCUAGUGAGGAAUGCCCUGAUAUGGCUGACGAUGGAUCUGAGCUUGGUAGGGAAGGUACUGUGAACAAAAAGAGCUUGGAUGAUAUCUAUAAAACCAAGGUUAAGUCCAGUACAAGAUCAGUGGCACUAUGCAGCGAGAAGGAUCAAUUUCCAGAUGAUAAAUCCAAGAGACCACUCCCAAAUGUCAAUGUCGAUGUUAAUCCUCCUCCUACUGCUAGAAAAGAAAUGUCAGUUCUUUCUCCUGAUCAGCACAUACACCCGGGAGAGCCAGGAUCAGAGUCUUCUCAACGUGAUACUUCUAACGGAGGUGGUAUCCAAGUUGAUACUCUCAAAGAUGGAACUGCUGAAGCUUCCCCGGUUUCAGUUACUCCCUCUGAAGAUGAAGAUUUCCGAGGUGAUGCAGUUUCAUUACCUAAUUCUGGGAAGCUGUCCACCUUGCAACGUCCAGAGCGCAUUGCUAGAAAGCGUAAGCAUGAAAACAUGGUGUAUGGAGGAGAUAUAAAUUGGGAGAAUGAGCAAGGCUUUCUGGAUUGUCAAAGUGACAAGUCCUUUAAAGGAAGCGACAAGUGUGAUUUCGUUCCAUUUAUUCCCAAGGAAAUUGAGAUUGGUAGAGCAGCUGCGGUGGCAGCUGGGCUUAAAGCCCAGUCGGUUAGUCCAGUGGAGAAGACUAUACUUAAAGAGGUGUUGAAGCGCAAAGGGAGCCAUCAGGAGUACCUACGUUGCAGGAAUUCUAUCUUAGGUCUGUGGAGUAAAAAUGUCAGCCGAAUUUUACCUGUCACCGAGUGUGUUGUUGGCCUUUCUGAGAGUGAAUUUUCUUCAGCUUGCCUUAUCAGAGAAGUCUAUAAGUUUCUUGAUCAGAGAGGAUAUAUAAAUACUGGGGUGUCAUCCGUGAGGGGAAAAGGGGGUCCUUCGACUAAUCAUAAUGAUGAUCUUUCUCAGGGAAAAAAGCUCGAAGAAAAUUCUAUGGCUUCUGUUCCAAAUUCUGAAGGAGAUACUUUUAUCUUUGGUGAGGUCAAAGCCGUUGAAUCGACUAGCGAGGGUAAGAAAUGUGCUCUCCAAAAUGAUGAAACAGAAACUGUAGGAUGUGCGACCUCAGCAAUGUUGGGAUCUACCAGCAGAACAUGCGAGGCAAGCAUUAUUGACGACUGCAGCAAUGCUUUACCAGCAGAUGCUAAUGCACCCAAAGUUGAAAAGUGUCCGGAAACAAUUUCAGUACUGAAGACCGCUUUGUCUAGCACACCAUCCUCUGCAAAUUGUAAUCAAAUGCGAGAAAGAGACUGUGUUCAGUGUGAGGUUGAAGAUGAGAAAAAAGUAAUAGUUAUUGGAGCCGGUCCUGCUGGAUUAACAGCAGCACGUCAUUUACAACGCCAAGGUUUUUCUGUCACAGUUCUUGAGGCAAGAAAUAGAGUAGGUGGUCGUGUAUUUACAGACCUGUCCUCUCUUUCAGUUCCUGUGGAUCUGGGGGCCAGCAUAAUUACAGGAAUUGAGGCUGAUGUGCCAUCUGAAAGAAUGCCAGAUCCAUCGGCUUUGGUCUGUAACCAGUUAGGUCUUGAUUUGAGUGUGUUGCAUGGAUUCUGUCCUCUUUAUGAUACUGUAACAGGGGCAAAGGUUCCUCCAGAACUAGAUGAUGCUCUACAAGCAGAGUUCAACAGUCUGAUUGAUGAUAUGGAUUUGCUUGUUGAGGAAAUAGGCAAGGAUAGAGCAAAUAAAAUGUCGCUCGAGGAUGGUCUAGAAUAUGGCCUCCAGCGGCUGAGGAUGCCACAUGAGAAGGUGAACAUUGAAAGAUUCGGGAUUGGCAAUUCAACUAAUGGUUCAUUCUCAAGAACAGGCAUCACUAGUACCUUUAUGCAUGAUAGAAGGUUAAAAGAUGAUUUUUUGAAUCCUUUGGAGCGAAGAGUUAUGAAUUGGCAUUUUGCUCAUACAGAGUAUGGUUGUGCUGCUGUCCUCAAGGAAGUUUCGCUUUCUAACUGGAAUCAAGAUGAGUUUUAUGGCGGGUUUGGAGGGCCACAUGCUAUGAUUAAAGGUGGUUAUAGCAGAGUUACUGAGUCGCUUGCUGAAGGACUUGAUAUUCGCUUGAACAAUGUAGUUUCUGAGGUAUCUUAUGCCUCUGAUGUCUCCGCCAUGCAUAACAACAAGCACAAAGUCAGAGUUAGUACAUCAAAUGGUUGUGAGUAUCUUGGAGAUGCUGUUCUGGUUACUGUUCCUCUUGGGUGCUUGAAAGCAGAAACCAUUAAGUUUUCACCACCCUUGCCGGACUGGAAAUAUUCGUCAAUCAAACAACUUGGUUUUGGAGUUCUAAAUAAAGUUGUGUUGGAGUUCUCAAAGGUAUUUUGGGAUGAUAGCUUGGAUUAUUUUGGGGCAACUGCUGAGGAAACAGAUCAAAGAGGUGAAUGCUUUAUGUUUUGGAAUAUCAAAAAAACUGUUGGUGCUCCUGUUCUUAUAGCUUUGGUGGUUGGGAAGGCUGCGGUUGACUAUAAAGACAAGAGUAAGUCUGAGCAUGUGAAUCAUGCAAUGAUGGUUCUUCGGAAGCUUUUUGGUGGGGAUCUGGUGCCUGAUCCUGUUGCUUCGGUAGUUACUGACUGGGGCGCUGAUCCUUACAGUUAUGGUGCGUACUCAUAUGUUGCUAUUGGUGCCUCUGGUGAAGAUUAUGAUGUACUGGGAAGGCCUGUUCAGAAUUGUUUGUUCUUUGCUGGUGAGGCAACAUGCAAAGAGCAUCCUGACACUGUUGGUGGCGCGAUGAUGACCGGAGUUCGUGAAGCAGUGCGUAUAAUCGAUAUAUUAAGAAGUGGAAAUGAUUAUACAGCCGAAAUAGAAACACUAGAAAAGGCGCAGAGGAAAUCUGUAUCUGUAAGGGAUGAAGUCAGCGACCUAAUAAAGAGACUUGAAGUUGUUGAGCUGUCUAAUGUGUUGGCCAGACACUCAUUGCUUCGGAACAUGUUUUUCUCUGCUAAAACAACUGUUGGGCGUUUGCAUCUAGCCAAGGAGUUGCUUAACCUACCUGGUGAAACCUUGAAAUCCUUUGCAGGUACAAAAGAAGGGCUUACAGUGCUGAACUCUUGGAUCCUGGAUUCGAUGGGGAAGAAUGGAACCCAGCUUUUACGUCAUUGCGUACAUAUUCUUGUUCGAGUUACGAGUGAUCUCUUUGCCGUGAGGCUCUCAGGCAUUGGAAAGACUGUGAAAGAAAAGGUUUGUGCACACACGAGCCGUGAUAUCCGUGCCAUUGCAAGCCAGCUUGUUAAUGUGUGGUUGGAACUUUACCGGAAAGAAAAAGCUAAUAGGGAAAUGAAAUCAUUGAGAAGAACAAAUCCUACAAAUAUCUCUAGAAUAAGAAGAAAACAGAAUAGUGAGGAUGCAGACAGUAGGGGGAAUCUGAGCAAUGGUAACGAUAUGACAACAGAUGGAGAGAUUGAGGACAACCAGCUACCUAUGUCAGAGGAAGAAAAAGCUGUGUUUGCUACAGCUGAGGCUGCUCGUGUAGCAGCUGAAGCAGCUGCAAAGGCAUUUUCUGAGGCCUAUCAAAGUACUUCAUUGCAGCUUCCUAAGAUUCCCUCGUUUCAUAAAUUUGCGAGGCGAGAACAGUACGCAAAAAUGGACGAAUCUGAUUUCAAGAAAAAGUUUCCAGGCAACGUCUUAGGAAGACAAGAUUGUAUGUCAGAGAUAGACUCUAGGAACUGCAAAGUUCGGGACUGGUAUGAUUUCCCUGCCUCCUGUCUUGACCCUGACAGUUCAAGGGUUCAGGUCGAUAACUGUUCACAGCGUAGCCACUCGAAUGAGCUUGGGUCUCAUUCAAAGUUCAGAGAAUGUUCUAGAGAAAGUGGGGCUGCGGAAACCAGUGUUUUUACCGGGGCGUGGGUUGAUACUGGCGGUAGUAGCGAUGGUGUCAAGGAUUACAAUGCUAUAGAUAGAUGGCAAUCUCAAGCUGCUGCUGCUGAUCCAGAAUUUUUCAGUCGUGCCUUGCAUAUGAAGGAUGAAGAAGGUUCGAUUGCAUGUUCGACGGGUCCUCCUAGUUGGAAGCAUGACCAACCCGCGAAUGAAGGUUCUAUGUCACAGGUUACAGUGAAUAAAGAGCCACGUAAAAGUCAUAUCAGGGGUGCAGAUCGUCUGAAACAGGGGGUUGUAGAUUUUGUUGCAUCAUUGCUUAUGACCCCAUAUAAAGCGAAGAAAAUUGAUAGAGAUGUAUACAAGUCAAUAAUGAAGAAGACAGCAACAAAGGUAAUGCAGCAAACAACAGACGCGGAGAAAGCCAUGGCUGUUCCCCAAUUCCUUGACUCAAAGCGGAAAAACAAGAUUCGUGACUUUGUGGACAAACAAGUUGACAAGUACAUUGCGAUGGCUAAAGUUGCAAAACCUUGAUGGCCAUUGUGAUCGAUAGUAAUGGCCAAUAGUACUUGAGUUGGUGGUAUCUGCUAAAGGAUGGCAAAGCCCCUUCGCAUAAAACGACAUAUCAUUGCUCAUUUAUCAAGAAGCUUUUUUCAAGCUUUUUUCAAAAGAAGCAGAUAAUCUCAGAUGAUAAAUGUUUUUCAACUCAUGCUGAUUGUUUUUAGUUUUGUAUAGAUUUAGUGUUAACCCCCAUUAGUCAAAUUUUUUGCUUCAGGUACCUGAAUACAUUUCUUGAAAUUCACAUAUCGUUUCCAGAACCCAAGAGAAAAGCGUUUCAUUGUUUUUAUUGAAUCAUAUAUCUUGAGUCAAAGAUACCAGUGUGAUAUUAUGUUCUGGUUUGCUUAUACUAGCAGCAGCCGUACUGUGGUGAGCUCUUUCCCCUAUCUUUUUGAAGGAGAAAUCUGCGAUUCCACAGUUGCAGGUCUGUCACUCUCACGCUUGCAGGUAAAGUCGGACCUUUGGAUUACUUGAGCUUAAAAGCAGUUUAGGAUUGUGAUAUUCUUCUGGUGUCUCUAGACUUGCAAGCAGUUUGUGGAAGAGGAACGGCAUCGAGGCAGGUGAGGAAACAUAGACUCGGCUUUGACCCUUGGUGGUGAGUGAUGAAAAUCUUUUUCAGUCGAAGCUGUUUUAGAUUGGAUGGUUUGGUUCAAGAAGCACUCUGCUUGUUGAUGAGAGGGAGUUUAUUGUUACACGCACAGCUGAUUGCGUUGGCAGAUAAGAGGGGCGGUAAAGCAGAGCGAUCAUGUUUAUAGUCAGUUUUCAGAGUGGCAGUGUCUUUCACAACUUAACGUGACAAAGUAUGAUUUGUUUGAAUAAAAACCCUUUGCGUCCUUUGAUUAGAUCACAAAUUCCACUUGCGCUCUCCAUACCUGAGACAUAUUUUUAGCUACAUUAUUAUACUCCCUCUAGAUGUGCUCUUAUGAUGUUUCGAAUUAUUUAUUUGUGUUCCAUGAUCAUCUAUGUGAAACUACUUGAGUGGUGGAAAACACUACACACUAA
Raphanus sativus (radish) is the source of this 6080-nucleotide messenger RNA. RefSeq names its product lysine-specific histone demethylase 1 homolog 3. The transcript is spliced from 12 exons. The coding region runs from base 396 to 5054 and encodes 1552 amino acids. Gene Ontology annotation, molecular function: oxidoreductase activity; protein binding. The record is from RefSeq and is a predicted model, not a curated record. Lineage: Eukaryota; Viridiplantae; Streptophyta; Magnoliopsida; Brassicales; Brassicaceae.